AUGUUCUGCUGUUCAGGAAUGAAUGCAGCAGUCCUUGGACUGGGCGCAGGCGGGAGCCGUGCUGAGAUGAUUCCUCUCGUGGACCGCAUUACAACCGUUGGGUUGGCAUUGACAGCAGCGACAGCGAUCUUUGGAGGUACAUGCACAAACAAAUUCGGCCCACGUUUUACAAUGUUGCUCGCUACCUGUGGCUACCCGACGUUUGUCGCGGCACUCUGGUUACUUGACAAAGGUCAAGCCCAGUGGUUUGCUUGGGUCGCUACUAUCUGGCAUGGAAUUAGUGCUGCAGUCUUUUAUCCCGCCGCAGUAGGAGUUGUCCUCGGGAUCACUUCAAGGACAAGUCGGAGAGCUGCUGGAGUCCCAACUACAGUGUAUGCGACUGUCGUUUGCAUUCAGACCCUUGGAUUUAUAUUUGCUAUGUUCCUCGGAAAACCCUCAGAGAUUCGCCGCAAGAACGGACGACAAAUCGCGCACUUCAAACUCUUAACGUGGAAAGAGGAGAUUCUCGGCCUUCCUAAGACUCUCGGUAGGCCAGAGACACUCCUCUUAGUAGUCCCCCUUUUCGUCAUGGGGAUGCCGUUCUCAUUCCUUGGGUCCUUGAAUGGAUCAUUCUUUAGUGCACGGACGCGCGCCCUGGCAAACCUGUGUUACUCGUGUGCCUUCUUUUUGGGCACAGCAGUGACGGCUUACCUUUGUGAUAAUCAAAAGCUAGGUCGUCGACGACGGAGAGCCAUUUUAAUUAACUUCCUGAUCCUGCUCACCAAUGUAGCUGCGUGGUCAGGGAUGUUCCACUUUUUGGUAACAAGGCGUAUCAACAGAAAGCAUCCGUCGCCAAAGGUUGAUUGGACUGAUGCUGAAGACUUCCUCAAACUGCUGUUUCUCUUUAUCGCCAUUGGCUUUUCCCAAGCAAUGUAUCAGUUCUACCAUAUCUGGCUUUGCUCAACCUUUUCCAACGACCCUCACAAACUUGGGCGAUUCAACGGAUACAUCUCCGCUCUGAGGAUGAGCGGUCUAGCCGCUGCUUUUGGCCUUGACUCGCACAAAGUGGACUUUCUGGUUGAGGCAGAAGUGUACUUCACGGUUCUGAUGAUUGGAGUUGUCUUGGCUCUCAUCUCAGCUUAUCGGUAUACAACGGAUACGAAUUAUGGGAGCGAGGAUUCAGUCAUUGAUCCUGACGAUUCAACCACGGCUAUUGCUGGCAACGUUAGAUCUAGCAGCGAUAUUGGGGAGGUGAUUUACUCAGUGUAUCCCCAGAAGGGGUGA
Exophiala aquamarina CBS 119918 is the source of this 1263-nucleotide messenger RNA. RefSeq lists its product as uncharacterized. The record is from RefSeq and is a predicted model, not a curated record. NCBI's taxonomy places the organism in Eukaryota, Fungi, Ascomycota, Eurotiomycetes, Chaetothyriales, Herpotrichiellaceae. The transcript has 4 exons. Bases 1 to 1263 code for a protein of 420 amino acids.